Molecule: messenger RNA, 781 nt
Organism: Lolium rigidum
Lineage: Eukaryota; Viridiplantae; Streptophyta; Magnoliopsida; Poales; Poaceae
Exons: 3
Coding region: 105-581 (158 amino acids)
Source: RefSeq, a predicted model, not a curated record
GUCAAUCACUGGAUCGAUCAGCGCUCCCCUCCCUCAACAAGAAAAGCCCCCCGCUUUAGCUCCGGAGCUUCGAGCCAGGGCGGUCGGCACAAGUCGCGGGGACGAUGGUCGGAAUCUUCUCCAGGUUCUCCGCCGGUGGCACCCACCGCCGCGCCAAGAGCGCCGUCGAGGUUGUGGAGACAUUGGCGCCCAACAUGGAGACCGGGGAGUCUGACCCGGCAGCUGCAGCUGGGGAUAGUCCCCACGGCAUUGAGGUAGGCAUUGAGUUCAAGCCAGUGGAGCACCCCGUGGAGCCUGUCAACCUUGAUCAGCCGGUGAAAUGCCCGCUUCCUGAGCCAUCUAUACUGCAUGAUGGGAGGAUAUGGCAAGAGAGGAUGUCUUCUACAGCGGGUGGGCGGGUGAGGACAGACUUGCCGGUCGUGAAGGAAGGGUCGCAGCUCGAGUCCGACAGCAGCGGAACAAGGCCGCGACCUGCAGCCCGAAGGCGUGCGAUACUGCCCUCUGUAAGUGCUCCUGAGCAUAACAUCCUGGCGCUGCUUGACGAGUGCGACAUGCCUGAGAGCCAGCGUCCUGCUGAAUGAAGCCUGUAUAUGCCUUGACUGUAUCUGUAUAUUACUGUCUCUUCCGUCUUCGCCCAUUGUGAAAUGCUACGAGCUGGAUACAGCUGUGUUAAAUCUUGGUUGCAACUAUAGAAACAGGCUUUUCUGUGAAAGAUACACUGUUUGUAUGUACUUUUAUCUAUAUAUACGAGUGAAAGAAACCUGCAGUUACAUCCUUCUAA